Linum trigynum is the source of this 1941-nucleotide messenger RNA. NCBI's taxonomy places the organism in Eukaryota, Viridiplantae, Streptophyta, Magnoliopsida, Malpighiales, Linaceae. The record is from the annotation of a GenBank genome assembly.
AUGAGAGGAGCAAAUCAUGAAGAUAAAAUGAUAAGCCCUUUGUUCCCAAGGCUUCAUGUGAGUGAAACAGAGAAGGAAGUAGGGCCAAGGGCUCCUCCGAGAAACAAAAUGGCUGCUUAUGAGCAACUAAGUACUACUCCUUCUUCUUCUUCUUCUUCUUCUCGAAGAUUUAGUAACCCAUCCAUGGCGUUGCCUCUUCCACCGAAUAAUUUCACAAACUUGUUGCCUCCUUCAGUUUCCUCAACCCAUGUUGGUGUUGGUGCUGAGAGAAACAUCUUCGUGCCAUUCUCUCGUAUAUCUGGACCAUCUCAUUUGACCGAAAAUAAGCCUUUUAUUAAUUUCUCAUCAUCUAGUCCAAUGAACUCACUCACAUUGCCACAAAUUGAAAAAUGUAGUACAAACACAUUUCAGCCCCAACCAUGUAGUUUCCCCACCUUCAACACCAACUUGUCAUGGUCCACUAAUGAUAAGCUUCGAGACCAUCAUCAAGUUGUUAAUUUUGGAGUUCCAUGUUCUGCACCUCAAUCGAAUCCUCUCCAAUGUAGUACUAGUGUACGCAUCAUCAAGAAGACAGCCAAAACCUCAAGCAGUUUCUUCCCAUCAAUGCAACAUCAAAUUGGACACCAUGGUUUGACGAGCAGGCACAAAGAAGUUGAGACUAUUGUGGACCUUAAUGCUCGAAUCCAAGCCGAUCGUGAUAUUGCGAGGCUUUCGCAAGCCUUGUUAGAUCCUGUCAUUGAGAGAUGCGCCUCAGCAUCAUCUAUUAGAACAUCUGAUUCAUCUCCAGACCCUGUGAAGCUAGAAGAUCAUGUAUCACCACAUCAUUUGUGUAGAGGUGGCAGAGAAUGUGACUUUCUACAAGAGAGUGUCGGCUCGAUAGAAAACAACAACACUUUAGUUGAAAAUACUCGAGGUGUUGAAAAGCUUGAUGGUGUCUCGGAAACAUCUGGAACGAAGUCUCAUUCAAGUUCUUCAGUUAUAACUCCUAACCAUGUUAAGAAUGUUGUGGGAGAGAUGCAAUUUUGGAAAGCAAGAAAGGUCAUUAUCAAUCAACAAAGAACUUUUGUGGUGCAAGUUUUCGAGUUGCAUCGUCUAGUUCAGGUACAAAAAUUGAUUGCUAGAUCAUCACAUCUACUGCUUCAGCGAAAUUCAUUCACUGAUGAAAACAUGAUAGAACCAAGAAAGAAGAUGCAACCUAGGUGUGUUGCACAAAAACCAAUAGACGGUAUAAUUUUUGAUCAGACUGGUGAUCUUAGUGCCUUCCCCAAGCUGCAUCGGCUAGAUUAUGAGGAUGUUUUGCGCAAAUCACCAUCUACUACUAUUGCUACUACAAAAAAUAUGAAACCACCACCACUAACUACUACCAACUGCUUACAAGCUGGAAAUCAGUGGUUAGUUCCAGUCAUGUCCCCUUCUGAAGGGCUUGUCUACAAGCCUUACUCUGGGCCAAGUUGUCCUCCAACUUCUUCAUUCACUAUGGCAUCCCCAUACUACGGAGCAGAACCAUAUGACGUUGCUCAACAUAGAGAAAUAUUCACAACCAUAAACAAUCAUGCGGCAUUAAGCCAACAUGCCUACUUUCCACCAUUUGGCCGCCAUUUACCCACUCCACUUUUGCCAAAGGAAAAUCACAUUUCAUCAGUUAGAGAAGUCAACAAAAGCACUUCAAUAUGGAAUUGUCCUGAAAACCGUCAAGUGUCAAAGGAAGGACGUACAACUACUCGUGCGAUUGAGAAAGAUAGAUGGGAUCAUGAUGAUGCCCUACCACUUUUCCCCCUUGAACCUAUGGUGCAGGUGGUGAUGUCUGAUAAGAAAUGUCAGAUUAAUGAGCAACGAACUCGAGUGAUUAAAGUUGUGCCUCAUAAUCCUAUAUCGGCUAGUGAGUCUGCUGCUCGAAUCUUUCGAUUUAUACAAGAGGAAAGGAAACAAAAUUAUAGUUAG